AUGUUUCCGUUCUCACGACCAUACUCAUUACCUGACAGUCAUUUGUCUACACCACCUGCCGAUUGGAUAGAUGGUAGUUCCACAACAAGUUUGCCUUUGCCACUGCAAACGCCUUACAAUCGUCUACCCAGGAUGGAUAGUUCAGUCCCUUCCACACCCGGUGGCAGCCAAUCACUUUCGGAGGCAUCCGGGCGGCGACCGCUACCCAUGCCACCGCAAACCAGUGCAGCACUUAACGAUUUGCAAUUUAGACUACCCAGUUCCUCGCAGACGGGUUGGCCAUGUACGCCAAUCCCAUCGUCGCCUCCUCCGCCCUAUUCGCGCGAUCUUUGUCCCGAUGACCAAACUCACUCGCCUGCUUUAUCAAGGUCACCUUCUAAUUCACACUCGUAUCCUGCUCCCGAGGCACCAGUGAUUUUGACACCGCCGACACAAGCUGAACGCUGCGGAGAAGAUGCUGAUAGACGUGCUCCACAUGACUCGUUUCUUUGCCAUACCCCGCCCCCAGAUACUUGGAUAGCCGUGGAGACUUCGCCGUCGGAGUAUCGGUUGGUCGUGCGACUCCCUGGCUUCAGAAGGGAUGGCAUUACGCUCGCUACCCGCAGGCGCCGCAUACUUCACGUUGUUGCUGAUUCAUGGGAGCCUGAAGGCGGGCACUUCGAACGUCGAGUGUUAUUCGGAUAUGACGCUGAUCUGGCGCAAGUGCGCGCUGAAUUUGAUGGACAGAUUCUUCGUAUCAUCAUUCCUCGGCGUGUUCCGCCAGUUUCUUGGUAUAAUCAUCAGUAA
Molecule: messenger RNA, 786 nt
Organism: Suillus subalutaceus
Lineage: Eukaryota; Fungi; Basidiomycota; Agaricomycetes; Boletales; Suillaceae
Exons: 3
Coding region: 1-786 (261 amino acids)
Source: RefSeq, a predicted model, not a curated record